UUAUCAAUCGUUUUUUAAAUGUCGAAGUGCACGUGGUUUUUAUUAUUUAUUAUUUGAAUCGAACAUUUAAACUAAGCCGAUCCUGUCACCUGGCUGUUUCGUCACUUUCGGAUAAUUUAAAAAGGAAAAAAAAAUGACAAUGUACGAGCCAACACUUAAACAUUUAACUUGCUCCGAUUAUGGUAAACCUCCAGAAUUUCAAAACCAAAUUUUACAAAGUUUGGGCAAUCCACAUAUUGACUCAUUUAAUUAUAUGUUAGACGAAGGACUGAACUUGGCUGUUAAUGACUUAUUGCCAGUUGAAUUUAAUACGAAAGGAAGUUAUCGAAUUAAGCUUACAUUAUUGGAAGCUAUUAUACAUCCACCUCAAGUACCAUCAGGAUCAUUAGGUGUUAAAUCGGCAAAUAUAUACCCUCUAGAAUGCCGUCAACGUCAUAGUACUUAUUCUGGAAAAUUAGUAGUGAAACUACGAUGGUCAAUAAAUGGAGAAGAGCAAAUGCUGAUUACCCGUGACAUUGGUCAAGUACCCAUUAUGUUAAAGUCAAAACUAUGUCAUUUAUCCGGUAUGUCUCCAGAACAAUUAAUACAAAAUGGGGAACAUCAAGACGAAUGGGGUGGUUAUUUUGUAGUCAAAGGUAAAGAACGUUUAAUACGUCUAUUGUUAGGAACUAGAAGAAAUUUUCCAACGGCUGUAAAAAGAAAUACUUGGAAAAAUCGAGAUCAGUCAUUUUCUGAUUUAGGAAUUAUGAUCAGAUCCGUUAAAGAUGAUUUAACUACUGUUACUAAUACGUUGCAUUAUUUAACUGAUGGCACAGCUAAAUUAAUGAUUCCAAUUAAAAAGAAAAUAUUUUAUGCACCCGUGUUUUUAAUUUUAAAAUGUCUUACGAACAAUUCAGAUGAAAAUAUUUUUCGCCACAUUAUUAAAGGACACGAAGAUGAUCUCUAUUUUAAAGGGUCUGUAAUGGAAAUGAUGAGGUCUUUGCACGAGAGCAACAUACAUAGCCAAGAAGAUGCAAAAGAAUAUAUAGGUACUAUGUUCCGCCCAAAAUUUUAUGAAUUACCAGAAUGGAAAACCAAUAAAGAAGUGUGUGAUCAUUUGAUGAGGAGUUAUGUUUUAAUACAUUUGCAUACUGAUUAUGAUAAAUUCAAACUAUUGGUUUUUAUGUUACAAAAAUUAUUUUCUAUUGCUCAAAAUAAAUGUUCAUUGGAAGGGGCCGAUGCGGUUAUGAUGCAGGAACUAAUGCUCGGAGGUCAUCUUUAUCUAAAAAUUGUUAAAGAAAAAUUACAGUCUUGGAUGGGAUUAAUCAAAAGUAAUAUGUUGAAGUAUGACCAAGGUGGACCACCAGUUGUUGGUGAUAUAAUGUCUGCGUUGAAACGCUGUGAUUUUAUUGAACAUUCGUUAAAUAAUUUUUUUUCCACGGGCAACCUACAAAGUCCAUCAGGUUUAGGAAUGCAGCAAGAUAAAGGACUGACUAUACUAGUAGAAAAUAUCAGUAGAAUGCGUUAUAUGGCUCAUUUUCGUGCAGUACAUAGAGGUGCUAUAUUUGAAACAAUGCGAACAACUGAACCCCGAAGACUUUUGCCGGAUGCUUGGGGUUUUAUAUGCCCAGUACACACCCCUGAUGGAACUCCAUGUGGGCUACUAAACCAUUUAACUAAAUCUUGCAUGGUAACAAAAUCAGUCAAUAGGAAAUUAUUACGUGAUAUGCCUAAGGUAUUAAUGUCUAUCGGUAUGUGUGAUGCAUCAUAUAAACCUCAAGAUGUUAGUAUUGAGUACAUGUAUACUGUAAUUCUUGAUGGUCGAAUAAUUGGCUACAUACCUGAAAGUUUAAUAAGUUGGUUUGUAAAGAAAUUAAGAAUGCUUAAAGUACAAGGAAAACAGAUACCUAAUACCACUGAGAUUGUGUGGCUACAAAAGAGUGGUAAAAAUCUAUUAGGCCAGUUUCCCGGUUUAUUUUUGUUUACCGGAAAUGCCAGAAUGAUGAGACCAGUUUACAAUUUAGAGCUGGAACAAGUAGAACUCAUAGGUACUUUUGAGCAAGUUUAUCUGGAUAUAAGCAUAUCUAUUGAUGAAAUUAGGCCUAAUAUUACAACUCAUAGAGAAAUAACAAAAACCGAUUUUCUGAGCCACUUGGCAUGUCUUAUUCCUCUACCAGACUAUAACCAAAGUCCACGUAACAUGUAUCAGUGUCAGAUGGGUAAACAAACUAUGGGUACUGCUUGUCACAACUGGCAUCUGCAAUCGGAAACUAAAUUGUACAGAAUACAAACGCCAGCAUCGCCAUUGUUUAGACCUGUACAUUAUGAUGAAUUGUCGAUGGACGACUUUGCAAUGGGCACAAACGCUGUAAUAGCUGUGAUAUCAUAUACUGGUUUCGAUAUGGAAGACGCAAUGAUAAUAAAUAAAAUGGCAUUAGAUCGUGGUUUCGCCCAUGGUUCUAUAUUUAAAACUGAUUUAAUUGAAACGCCGCCCGAUACUUAUUUCAUGCUUGAUCCACACAAGCAAGAGCUUACGGAAUUUUUGGGCGAAGAUGGUCUUCCUCAUGUUGGUUUAAUAUUAAAAAAAGGAACACCAUAUUACAGUUAUUUUAAUGAACAAACACAAGGAUUUAUGGUUGCUAAAUAUACAAGUAACGAAGACGUUAUUGUUGACUCAGUUCGUCUGUGUGGUGAUUUCACAACUGGUCGGAAAAUACCAAAUAAAGCUACAAUUACCAUAAGGGUUCAGAGAAAUCCUUCAGUUGGAGAUAAAUUCGCUAGUCGAGCAGGACAAAAAGGUAUAUUUAGUAAAGGAUGGCCGUCGGAAGAUUUACCAUUUACAGAAAGUGGAAUGGUUCCUGAUAUUGUGUUCAAUCCUCAUGGAUUUCCUUCAAGAAUGACAAUCGCCAUGAUGAUAGAAUGUAUGGCAGGUAAAUCUGCAUCUGUACAUGGCUUGGUACACGACGCCACUGCAUUUAAGUAUAAUGAGGAAAAUACAGCGAUUGAUUACUUUGGACAACUUUUACAAGCCGGUGGUUAUAACUAUUUUGGAACAGAAAAAAUGUAUAGUGGUGUAGACGGCCGAGAAAUGAAAGCUGCCAUAUUCUUUGGAGUUGUUCAUUAUCAAAGGUUAAGACAUAUGGUAUCAGACAAAUGGCAGGUACGUAGCACAGGUCCUGUUGAUGCAGUAACAAAACAACCUGUUAAAGGUCGAAAAAGAGGUGGUGGUGGUAGAGUUGGUGAAAUGGAAAGGGAUGCAUUAAUCUCGCACGGAACACCAUUUUUAUUGCAAGAUCGUUUUAUGGAUUGUUCAGAUAAAUCAACAGCACUGUUGUGCAUGAAGUGUUAUUCAGUUUUGACAUCUAUGAUACACAUCGAAGAGAACUAUACAAGUAAAACGGCCAUGUGUAGAACCUGUGACUCUAACCAAAUUCAAGAAAUUGGCAUUCCAAAUGUGUUCAGAUAUUUAUGCUCUGAACUUGCAGCCAUAAAUAUUAAAUUACAGUUUAAAAUUCAAAUUUGUUGAAUACUUUGCGGAGUCACAAACUAUACUAUUGUGUACAAUAAUUUUAUAACACAAGAUGAAACUGAAGUUGAUGUUGUGGAUUAUGGACAUCAUAGAAGAACAAUAAUUAACCUAAAUUUCGCUUCAUCAUGGGCUAACUCCAUUUUCUUUCAUACAAUACCCCAUUUUUAGAACCUUCUUGUAUGAGUUAAUUUCAGUGUAUAGUUAGAAAUGUCUGGUGAGAAAAACCAAUUUUUAAAUAUAUAAUUAUUUUGAGUUUGAGGGAAGAUUAUUUGUUUUUCAAAAGAAUAAAAAUUGCCAUUUCGCAAAUAAAUUAUAAAAGGGACAUAUAUUUUAUUGUUAACAAAAAUUGAAGGUUAUAAUUGCUUCACAUCUUGGGCAGUUGUUUGCUGAUGCUAUUGUACUGUACAUACUUUUAAUUUUAGCUUGUCCUAUUGAUGCUAAAAUUAUUGUUAUAUAUAUAUAUAUAUAUAUAUAUAUAUA
Messenger RNA from Adelges cooleyi (spruce gall adelgid), 3988 nucleotides. It is a transcript of the gene RpI135, whose product is annotated as DNA-directed RNA polymerase I subunit RPA2. Gene Ontology annotation, molecular function: ribonucleoside binding; DNA binding; DNA-directed RNA polymerase activity. The transcript has 22 exons. Lineage: Eukaryota; Metazoa; Arthropoda; Insecta; Hemiptera; Adelgidae. The record is from RefSeq and is a predicted model, not a curated record. Gene Ontology annotation, cellular component: nucleus; RNA polymerase I complex. Gene Ontology annotation, biological process: DNA-templated transcription. The coding region runs from base 134 to 3505 and encodes 1123 amino acids.